AUGUUCUCCAAGAUCUUCUCCCUCACCACUUUGGUGGCCGCGGCCUCCGCAUACACCGUCCUUACCCCAACUCUCAACUCCACCGUUGCAAAGGGUAAACCCACCACUGUGACAUGGUCCUCCGUCGAUACUGAUGCAUCCCAAUUCUCUAUCUACCUCGUCAACUUCAAAGACUGGCCUCCUACCGUCAUCUCCCUCGCUCAGAAUGUUCCACAAUCUGAGAAGAGCGUCGAUGUUACCAUUCCCUGUGACGUGAGCAGUGAUUACGGAUGGCAACUAAACUUCAUCAACGGAACAAAUACCUACGUCAUCUACGCCCAGUCCAAUGUCUUCUCCCUCACCGGAUCAUGCGUUGACCCCACUACCUCUUCUUCCGUUUCCGUCGCUACUACCACUGCGUACGCGACCAAGAACUCAACCGUUACCGCCUUCUCUACUGCCACCACAACCGCCAUCUCCAAGGUUAUUGAGACCAUAACAUUCACCAGCCCCAUGGUCUGGUUCGUCCAACCUACCUCCAUCGGUUCCAUGUGCGCCCCACCAAAGACCGUAACAGUCUAUGCCAAUGGACCUGCCCCAACCGAUUGCAGCUCUGGCUCUGGCUCAGGUCCCUCGGGAUCUUCAUCAGGAGGUCAUGGUUCGGGCUCUGGUACUGGUUCGGGCUCUGGUACUGGUUCGAGUUCCGGCUCCGGUUCUGAUUCGGGCUCUGGUUCCGGUACUGGUUCGAGUUCCGGCUCCGGUACUGGUUCGGGCUCUGGUUCCGGUUCUGGUUCUGCUUCGGGUUCCGGUACUGGUUCGGGCUCUGGUACUGGUUCCGGUUCGAGCUCUGGUACUGGUUCCGGUUCUGGUUCUGCUUCGGGUUCCGGUACUGGUUCGGGCUCUGGUACUGGUUCCGGUUCGGGCUCUGGUACUGGUUCUGGUUCCGGUACUGGUUCGGGCUCUGGUUCCGGUUCUGGUUCUGCUUCGGGUUCCGGUACUGGUACUGGUUCUGGUUCUCCAGGAACAUAUAGUAACUCCACUACCGGCACCAGCAAACCAAGCUAUAGCGUCCUUCCAUCGGGUACUGGUUCCGGACCAAAGAGCACAAGUACAGCUACCACACCUGUCUUCACUGGCGCAGCGACAUCUGUUCAAGCUGGUUCAAUGCUUGCUUUGAUUGCUGGUGCCGCAGUUGUUUUGUUGUAG
Molecule: messenger RNA, 1185 nt
Organism: Botrytis sinoallii
Lineage: Eukaryota; Fungi; Ascomycota; Leotiomycetes; Helotiales; Sclerotiniaceae
Exons: 1
Coding region: 1-1185 (394 amino acids)
Source: RefSeq, a predicted model, not a curated record